Messenger RNA from Harpegnathos saltator (Jerdon's jumping ant), 655 nucleotides. RefSeq lists its product as uncharacterized. Lineage: Eukaryota; Metazoa; Arthropoda; Insecta; Hymenoptera; Formicidae. The record is from RefSeq and is a predicted model, not a curated record. Bases 16 to 621 code for a protein of 201 amino acids. The transcript has 2 exons.
AUAUAAAGUUUAUAAAUGCUGCCGGCGAUCAUCGGUCGGGCAGUGAGAGAUUUGACAGGCGAAUCCACGACAAAUCAAGAAUUCAAGAUGCGCUCUUUGCUCACCGCGGUUUUGUGCCUUUCCAUGGCCGUCUGCACACUAGCAAACGACUUCGAACGCGGCGAACGCCAAAUGGACGACCACCUCGUCACCGAAAGAAUCAUCUUUAAGCCUGCGAUCCCUUGGAAGUCUAUGAAAGCUACAAUCGGCAUACACUGCUCAUCGCUCAACGAAAUCAUUACCUACAUUAAGAUUAGCAAUAUAAAUAACAAAGAGUCAGAGAUUAUCUUUCAACUGUUAGGUGAUGUCGGCAGGACAUCCUUAAUAGUGAUAGCAACAGGAAGAUUAGGCAAAGGAUUAUGGUUAAAAGCAGAAGGUUACUGUAUAGAUCCAAGCGCAUUAACUUCACCGGCACCGAUAACAACAACAACAACAACAACAACUGAACCAACAACAACUGAACCAACAACAACUGAACCAACAACAACUGAACCAACAACAACUGAACCAACAACUGGAUCAACAUACUGGACGACGUACUGGACGACGAGCUACGACGUCAACUACAUUCGAUCAAAAUGAGCGGUGAAGAAAGAAUAAGCGACGCAUUCAAUAA